AUGGCGGCGGCGGACAGCGACUGCGACGUGAUUAUGGCUCCCGCGGCUGCCGGCGACGAGGGCGAGGACGCGGGGACGCGCAGAGAAGCAGAGUCCUUCAAGGAGCAAGGGAAUGCCUUUUACGCCAAGAAAGACUACAAUGAAGCAUAUAACUACUAUACAAAAGCCAUAGAUGCGUGUCCCAGCAAUGCCAGUUACUAUGGAAACCGAGCAGCCACUCUGAUGAUGCUGGGUAAAUUCCGGGAGGCGCUUGGGGACGCCCAGCAGUCUAUCAGGAUGGAUGAUAGCUUUUUGAGGGGACACCUUCGGGAGGGCAAGUGCCACCUGUCUCUGGGCAAUGCCAUGGCUGCCAGCCGCUGCUUCCAACGAGUUCUAGAACUGGAUCACAAAAAUGCACAAGCACAGCUAGAGCUUAACAACGCCAGAACUGUCCUGGAGUACGAGAAGAUCGCAGAAGCAGACUUCGAGAAGCGAGAUUUCCGGAAGGUGGUCUACUGCAUGGAUCGUGCACUAGAGUUCGCCCCUGCCUGUCACCGAUUCAAAAUCCUUAAAGCAGAAUGCUUAGCAUUGCUAGGUCGCUAUCCUGAAGCACAGUCAGUUGCAAGUGACAUCUUGCGAAUAGACUCCACAAACGCCGACGCCCUCUACGUCCGAGGGCUCUGCCUUUACUACGAGGACUGCAUCGAGAAGGCUGUGCAGUUCUUUGUCCAGGCCCUUCGGAUGGCUCCAGACCACGACAAGGCCUGCAUUGCCUGCCGUAAUGCCAAAGCGCUGAAAGCAAAAAAGGACGACGGCAACAAGGCUUUCAAGGAAGGGAAUUACAAGCUAGCUUUUGACCUUUAUACAGAGGCUCUGGCAAUAGAUCCAAACAACAGGAAAACCAAUGCCAAACUCUACUGCAACCGGGGGACACUUAAUUCCAAACUUAGGAAGCUAGAUGAAGCAAUAGAAGACUGCACAAACGCCAUCCGACUGGACGACACGUACAUCAAAGCCUACCUGAGGAGAGCCCAGUGCUACAUGGACACGGAACAAUUCGAAGAUGCCGUAAGGGACUAUGAAAAGGUUUACCAGACGGAGAAGACAAAAGAACACAAGCAGCUCCUCAAGAAUGCGCAAGUGGAACUAAAGAAAAGCAAAAGGAAAGAUUAUUACAAGAUUCUGGGGGUGGAUAAGAAUGCCUCUGAAGAUGAGAUCAAGAAGGCAUAUCGGAAGCGGGCCCUGAUGCACCACCCAGAUCGGCACAGCAGCGCGAGUGCUGAAAUCCAGAAAGAGGAAGAAAAGAAGUUCAAGGAGGUUGGCGAAGCCUUCACCAUCCUCUCUGACCCAAAGAAAAAAGCUCGUUAUGACAGUGGGCAGGAUCUUGAGGAAGAUGGCAUGAAUAUGGGAGAUUUCGAUGCGAACAAUAUCUUCAAAGCUUUCUUUGGUGGGCCAGGAGGCUUUAGUUUUGAAGCUUCCGGGCCGGGGAAUUUCUUUUUCCAGUUUGGCUAAACUACCGCAGAGGCCAGCCUCCAUUUGUGAAACCCACGUUACCUGACCUGCUUCUUUUAACCUCAAGUUACGUUCUCCCUUCAUCGCAUCUUGCCGUUCCUUAGGGCUGUGGUGUUUUCACCGUUGGAGACCUCAGGUUUUUUUUGUGUGCUUUAGAGUGUGAUGAGGAAAAACCAGCUCUUGGAGAAAGAGAAGGGAAGCGGGCAGUGAAAGAGGAACAUGCUUCCUUUUUUGUUGUUUGUUUUACUGUUUAAUUUUAUUAAAAAAAUAGCAAAAUAAAAUCUUUUGGUUCCUCC
Euleptes europaea (tarantolino) is the source of this 1787-nucleotide messenger RNA. It is a transcript of the gene DNAJC7, whose product is annotated as DnaJ heat shock protein family (Hsp40) member C7. Gene Ontology annotation, molecular function: protein binding. The transcript is spliced from 14 exons. The record is from RefSeq and is a predicted model, not a curated record. Bases 1 to 1491 code for a protein of 496 amino acids. NCBI's taxonomy places the organism in Eukaryota, Metazoa, Chordata, Lepidosauria, Squamata, Sphaerodactylidae.